AUGGCAUUAGGUUGGCCAAUACCUGAUGCAUGCCUCCCUCUCCGCCAAGGUUGGCCGCGCCUCCUUCUCCAGCCACUCUUCACCCAAGGUUGGUCGAUGCUGAUGCACGCCUCCCUCUCCAGCCAAGCCAAGGUUGACCGAUAUCCAAUGCGCGCAUCCAUCUCCGGCCAAUGUCUUCCAGGGCUUGUUCUUGCCAAAGAAGUCCAGAUUGCUAGUGUAUCUAAUAUUUUCUCAAAUGCAUUUAAGAAUAACGAAUUAUUGUUAAAAAAUCACGAAUCGAGGCCAACUGGUGCGAGUCCAUUCCCUGAAGUGAAUGCGACUCAGUGUUUAAAUAAUAUGCCUAGAUUCUACCGCGGACGAGGUCGCGGACAAGGCAGUGGACGUGGAUUUGGUCGUGGACGUGGAAUGAAUCGUGGACGUGGAGCCGACCGUGGACGAGGUCGUGGCAGGUUUGUUUAUUACCGUCAGGGAUAUUUUAAUGAGCAGGAAUCAAAUAGGCCUAUGAAGCGGCCUCAGAACGAUAUUGGUCAGAGUUCAAAGAAAAACGAGGAUAAGUGUUAUCGUUGCGGAAUGACAGGGCAUUGGUUCAGAAAUUGUCGUUCCAAUUCUUAUUUUGUUGAGCUGUACCAAAAUUCCCUGAAACAGAAAAACAAAGUGCCUGAAAAAGUUAAAGCACCGGAAAAUGUCAAUCCCUCAUAA
Molecule: messenger RNA, 699 nt
Organism: Andrographis paniculata
Lineage: Eukaryota; Viridiplantae; Streptophyta; Magnoliopsida; Lamiales; Acanthaceae
Exons: 3
Coding region: 1-699 (232 amino acids)
Molecular function (GO): nucleic acid binding; zinc ion binding
Source: RefSeq, a predicted model, not a curated record